Drosophila virilis is the source of this 5182-nucleotide messenger RNA. The record is from RefSeq and is a predicted model, not a curated record. NCBI's taxonomy places the organism in Eukaryota, Metazoa, Arthropoda, Insecta, Diptera, Drosophilidae.
AACCGUGUGCAUACAUAUAUCUGCAUGCUUGUCCGAUUUUCUCGCGAGUGCAUUCAAGUUCUGUAAGAUGUAUACGGUUAUUAAUUUGUGCAAUUAGUUUUCUGUUUUAUGCUUUCUGCUUUCUUGGCAUUCCAAUCGCAUUGAGCACUUGUUGUUGCUAAGCCUCUAUAACGUUCUUCUUGUUGUUGUUAUUCUCUUUUCCUCUUUGUCAAUGCUUAUUGCUGUUCUUGUGUGCAGUUGUAAUGUAUAAAUAGAUAACGAUCUUUUGCUCUCCCUCACUCCCAAUUUCAGUCUGGGCUUUUAUCUGCUCUCUGUUGUUAUCUGCUCUAGUGUUGUUGCUUACGCUGUGAAGCUUCCGUUAGUGCUGCACAGUGGCUCAAUACCUAUUAUGCGCCCAUUGAAAAUAAAAGUCAACGUUUUUUUUUUUGUCGUCCAUUAUAAGACUUCGCCUGAUUUAUAUGUUGAUUCGCACGAUGCGAAUAUGCUUAAAAGAUUUUAAAACUUAAAAUGUUAUCUCGAUCAUCCAGGACCCAUAUAUUGCAGAGAUUUUUAUAUUUUUAAAGACCUUUCGCCUCCUGCAAAGCGAUGGUAAUCAAAUAAUCGCUCUUAUGCAUGUGAUUUUUCAGUGUCUACUUUUACAAAUGAAAUUCUUUGCGUGAAACGUUACAAGAAUAUGAUCUAUUGCAACUGGGUAUCUUAAAAACUUGAAUCGUUUGGACGUUAUCUUAUGAUACUUGGCGCUCCUUGGCGUUCGAACUCUUUGUUGCAACUGUGCAAGCAUUAUCGUGAGACACAGACGGAACUCAGAGCUGUGGUAACAAAAUCAACCACCCUCCUAUGUGUUAAUGGCCAUAAAAUAAUUGGGAUUUUUUAUGUAAAUUCUUGGGCCAGCAUUUGAAGACAGCGGACAAAUUGCAUUCUCGCUUUAGCUAACCGAACGCCUGGAGCAAAUACCCGCACCACAAAUGCAAAAUGAAUUCGGACCAAACAAUGCAGAUGCCAUCUGGGCCGCCGCCUCCCUCGCAGAGAGUUACAUGCGGCGAGUUCAGCGGGGACAGGGAGAGCUAUGGGGCUGCCGCGAGUCUGGGAUAUGGCGGCAUACCGACAUCGUCCACCAGCAGUUACGGUUCGUUUGGCGUACUCUCCAGCUUAUCCAGUGGUGGGACAGGUACGUCCACGUUGCCGCUGCUGUUGUCCACGCCGCCAUCGACAAGCACGUUUAAGACAACGCCGAUUUCAAUGCCAACAUCGACGCCUUCGCCAUCAUCAUUGAUUCCGAUUCCGAUGUCGACGCCCGCGCCCUCCCCUCUGAUCCCCAUGACGAAUCCGACAACGACAACCACACCGCCGCCGUCGACGCUGCUGCCCAUGUCAAUGUCCAUGUCGCUGACGACGCCAACCCAGCUGCCGACACAGCUGCUGCCAAUGCCAACGCUGGAGGACAUUGAAGUAGCUACCCAGCAGCAGCCGUCGGCGCCGCCACAGUCGCAGCCAACCGGCAUACUCAAGUACCCAACAGCAUCGAGCAUUGGCUACGUCAGCGAACUGUUGCCGCCGCCAGGUCCAGCCCUGGCCAGCAGCGCCAGCAGCUCCAUCAACAGCAACUGCGGCACACUUAAGAGCAACGCCAAGCUGCUGCCGCUUCAGCUGGUCGCCAAUGCGGCACCCACACGCAAGGAGCCGCCAUCGAGCGCGCCCACAGCACAGUCACAGCAGCAGCAGCGCCAGCGGCGGCAGGGCUGGUGUGCCUGCUUCGGGUCCGGUCCGAGUGCAUCGGAGGCCAAAACGCCGCACGGCUACGGCUCCAAGACCAAGAAACGCAAACAAACGGCCCAAACUGUUUGGUCUGCCCUUCUCACAAAUCUGGGCAUUUGCAUGCUCCUUCUGGCCUACACAUUGCUGGGCUCCUUCAUAUUCCUAACCAUCGAGAAUGAGGACUCGGCACUGCUGCAUCAACAGCAUACGCUGGCAUCCACCAAGCGCAACAUGGCCAGCAAUAGCCACAGCAACACCAAUGGGAACGGCAAUGGCAUCUAUCAACAGCAAAGGUCGCCACAGACGCAGCCACAACAGCAGCGGCAGCAGCAAGGGCAACAGCAAGGACCUCACACGGACAAUGACACGAUGGCCGCUGCAAUUGCCCAGGGCCAGGAUCUGGGGCAUGAGCGUAGCGUCUAUGGGCAGGCAUCGAAUGACUUUGUUUAUGGAUUGGAUGACUCCGACAUGGAAGCGGGGCAGGCACAGUUUGCCUUAUCGCCGGAUACUUAUGAUGUACGACAGCGCACCAUUGAGAAUAUCUGGGACAUAACCGUGUCCCUAAACAUACUCUACAAGGAGAACUGGACAAAAUUAGCCGCACUUGAAAUUGCCAAGUUUCAAGACCAAUUAAUCAAGAGACUGAACGAGGAUGUUAUGCUGCAAUUAUCACACGACGAUGUGGCUGGCGGACAUUCGGUUGCUGGCGGUUCUGCUGGUGGUGCUGGUUCAGCUGGUGGUUCAGCCAACAAUCCGGCCACGGAAGCUGUUCUUCUGCACACACACUUUCAUCAUCAUCGUCUUGCCGGCGGUGGCGUGGGUGGACCACCACAUGAAUGGAAUUUCGCCAAAGCGUUUUUGUAUUCGCUGACCGUUUUGACCACAAUUGGCUAUGGCAACAUCGCACCCCGUACGGCGCUUGGAAGAAUCGUAACCCUGGCUUAUGCCUUCUUUGGAAUACCCCUAACGCUGGUCUAUCUGAGCAGCACGGGCAGCAUUCUGGCCAAAGUGGCGCGCGAAGUGUUCUCGAAGGCGCUGUGCUGCUGCCUGUGCUCCAACUGCGGCUACUGCUGCUACGACGAGAAGCGGAUGGCGGAGAAGGAGCGACGCAUGAAGCGUAAGCGGCAGCAGGAGGAGCUGCGCAAACAGCAGGCUGUCAUGCAGGAGCCCUACUAUGUGCGCGAUGUGUAUCAUGCCACGCCCGAGAAGCAAGCUGGCGGCACAGUUGGUGGAGCUGGCGGCGGAGUUGGAGGAACCGGCACUGCCGGAGUUGGUGGCACUGGCGCACCCACUGGCGUACCCGGCCUGGGCAUGCCGCCGGCACCGCCAUCGGGCGGUGCAUCUGGCGCGGACAUUGAUUCGCUGAGCGCCAGCGAGUCGCGUGGCUCCAUGCACGGCCUGAGCAUAUUGGCGCCCAUUCUGCUCUGCUUCUCCAUGAUGAUCAUCUACAUAGUCUUUGGGGCAGCGGUACUGUAUCGCCUGGAGAAUUGGCCAAUUAUCGAUGGCAUCUAUUUCUGCUUCAUGAGCCUCUCGACGAUUGGAUUUGGCGACAUGCUGCCUGGUCUAAGGCGCGAUUCGAAUGCCACCACCUGGUUCUGUUCGGUGUACAUUAUGUCCGGCAUGACACUGACGGCCAUGUGCUUCAAUGUAAUCCACGAGGAGAUUGUCCAUCGCAUACGCAUUGUGGUGGAGUUCAAGAAGGCGGGCGCUGCUACAGCUGCCGGCACCGGCGGCUCCAUGUUGGAUGUCACACACGAGGAGGGCAAUCAGUACUAUGUGCCCGCAUCUUGACACUACGAGAAGCGCGGACAUCUCUAUCAGCGCAAUCCCACCGAGGAGACACUGGUGACAGACACGCCCACAUCGCUGGUGCUCAAGGACUAUGUUAACCACGAGCUGGUGCCCAUUUUGACCAUGGAUCCGAAUGGCUCACGUCUGGGCCUGGCACAGCCAGCGCCCGUUUAUACGUCCGCGAACAACACGAAUCCAACUGAAGUCGCCGGCGAAAGCAGCGCCCUGGGCUACUCAACGCUCAACAGUCCGCUGCUCGAAGGACUCACAGCGGGUGCAAGCGGGGGCGGGGGCGGAGGCGGAGGCGGAGGCAUCUCAUCACAGAUCAAAGCCGGCGUCUACACGCUGGCCGAGGAGACGGAGCUCGAACUGCAGGCCGUGCACACAGAAACGCACGUGGAACGCGUCUAGAGCUGUGAAACGGACAGCAUUAGGUCGUAGGUCACAUAGAAUUAGUCCAUAGUCAGUUUAAUGUGUAAUAUUUUUUUUUUGUGGGCAAUGCCCGGAUAAAAACCAGAAACCAAAAGCCUAGCUCUAAGUUUGACUAUCAUUGUAUAUAAAAAAAAAAAAAAUAACAAAAAAGGAAAUCAAAGUCGAAAAAGAGAAAGAGAACACAUAAAAUAUGAAACAGAAAGAGAAAGGGAGAGCGAGCUUCAGCAGGAGCGAGGCGAAAGGAUACAUUUCCAUAGCUCGUAAGCAAAAUAACUAAAUAUUGGGCAGCCCCACGGCAUGCUACAGAAAUUAGUCAAUGUAGUAAAAACAGGCAAAAAAAAAAAACACCUUAAGAAAAAACAACAACAACAAAUCAGUGGAAAAAAAACUAUUAUACAAUAAGCACUUAAAUACUACGUUUAUGCGAUGAAUUUCACGAUUUCUCUAAAAGCAGCUGUAGAUUUCUGCUUCUUCAAUUUCGAGUUAAUUUUGUAGCAAUCUGGCAGCACAAAAUAACUGUAAAUGAAAUUCCAGCUAGUGCAUGAACAUAUAUACAUAUAUGGCAUAGUUUUGCUGUACUUGAUUCAAGCUCAAUUCAGCUGAAUUUGUGAAAAUAACGGAAAUAUACAGUGAAAAAUAUUGUUUUAAGCUUUCGACGUAGCAUAAAAGAUAAAACUGUUUCGCAUUUGACAACUACGUUUACGCAAUGCACUUCACGAUUUCUUGAAAUCUUUUCCAUAUGAAUACGUGCUUCUGUUCUUUCAAUUUCUUUUGGGCAAUCUGGCAGCACGUUUAAUGACAUACACAUGAAAUUGUUGUGUUUUUAGCACUCGAGCAGUUCAUGAAAUAAUCAACAUUUCUCAAUACUUUGCUCACAAAAAGUGUUUUGAAAAUCAAUUAUUGCUAACUCUGAAUUUGCCGUGCUUUCAGCUAGAUUUUUCUGCAAGCGCCACAUACAAGUUAAAAACAAAAACAAAACAAAAAAAAAAACAAAACAAAAUGAAAUAAAAUAAUAAAGUAUUAAAAUUACUCGUACAUAUAUAAAUAGGUACAUAUGCAUACAUAUAAUAGCAAAUCGAGUAAGAACUUACUGAAGCCCAGCCACAUUAAAAAACGUACAUUUAAAUGCCCGUAAAGCAUAAAGCAUCCCAACAUUUUAUACGUAAAUCAAGCUUACAUAGUUAAUAUAUGAAUAUCAAAAAAA